Molecule: messenger RNA, 5832 nt
Organism: Mauremys mutica (yellowpond turtle)
Lineage: Eukaryota; Metazoa; Chordata; Testudines; Geoemydidae
Gene: MIA2
Product: MIA SH3 domain ER export factor 2
Exons: 26
Coding region: 209-5446 (1745 amino acids)
Biological process (GO): endoplasmic reticulum to Golgi vesicle-mediated transport; protein secretion; vesicle cargo loading
Cellular component (GO): endoplasmic reticulum exit site; endoplasmic reticulum membrane
Molecular function (GO): protein binding
Source: RefSeq, a predicted model, not a curated record
ACUGAGCUUCCAGUGUUUUGCAACCAAAGAUGAGCAUUCUCUGCAAAGGCUACCAGAGACUCUGAGCUUUGAUGAUGAAAAUGGCCAGAUUACAAAUGGCAAAGAAAUUGAACUGAAAGGCCAAACAAAUCAGAAGAGCAAUGAACAAGUACUAGAGAAGAGUAGUGUAGACAUUUCCAAAGAAAGUGUUCUAUUUUCUCCGUUGACAAUGCAAAAUAUUGAACAAGAUAGUGAAAACACAAUUAAAGAUACUAAACUAGUAAAAGAUAGCUCACUUCUUUCAUUUACAGAAUCCCAGUUAGAACACAGAGUAGACCCUUUAUUUACAUAUCCAAAAUGCAAGGAACACAAUUCUAAAAGUAAUGAAAGAGAGGAAUUUUCUAAUAUAAAAGAGAAAAGUGAAGGUUCUAGUUUAGAAGAUGAGCAGCAGGUAUCUUUACAAUCAAAAUUAAAUAUAAAAGAUUUACCAGAACAACAUGGAUACUUCUGUGAAGAUUCUUAUUCUAGUCAACAAAAUAUUAAUAAAAAGGGAGGAAGGCAGGGUUGCUUAGCUGAAAUUUUUUCAGGGGAUAAUGGUCAUGAAUUUGGCAUUGAUCACAUUGCUGACACAAAGAAAGUUCAAAUUUCAGACCAGUUAUCUUCUCUGGAAUUUGAUGAAUCACUAUCAAAACACCAUGUAAAGAAUGAAGUACAGGGACAACAUAUUACUUUGGAUUCUGAAGAAGAAAGAGAACUCACCGAUGUGGAAUAUACUAAAAAUUCUUCUGACAAAGGUUUGCAUGAUGUCUCACAAGAUUCCAUAAAAGAUAAUUUUUCCAACUCAAAUGUUGAUGAUGUUGUGUUAGACAAAAUUGUAGUGAAUAGCAAAGACAUAAGUUAUUUUCCCCAAGACAGAAUAAAACAGCUAGAGAAUUUUUCACAACAUAUUUCAAAGUGUGGUGAAGAUAACCUAGAACACAGUGAGCAAAUGAUAAAAAAUUAUGAGCCAAAUAAACCCCAAAAUGAAAAGAGAGCAAAUAUUUUGGCUAACCAAGAAACAUCUUCAGUAGAUACGUCUGAGGAAAUAAUACAAAGUGAGAAUAUAAUUCUUGAGCAAGACAGUCACACAUUAAAUUAUUUACUGUAUGGUUUGCAAAACAAAGGCAAUGAAGUUCCACAAUCUUCUGUGCCAUUUCCACAAGAGCAAAUAGAUGAAGACUACAGUAAAAGAGAACAUAUUUCAAAUCCAUCUGAACAGCAUUCUGAUAAUCCUAGAAUUAGUGAUGAUUCAUUAACAGUAAAUGUUCUUGGGGAACAAGUCCUACAAGAACAGAUUAUAGCACCUGACGCUAGUGCUGAUACUUUUUCUGAAGAGGAGCUGCAAUCUCAACAAAUUUCCAUGACUAUACCACACCGUAAGAAAGAGCCAAUAGAUAUCGAACUGGAUGAUUCAUCUUCCCAACAUGAGCCUUUGAUAUCUUCCAUAUCAUCAGAUUUAGAAGUACCUGAGCCCAGCAGUUCAAGUCAUCAUGAAGAUACGGAAAGCAUAAAUACAGAAAAUGAAUGUGAAUACCAGAAAAUAUCAUCAUAUCCUCAUUCAAAUGACAAUGUAACACCAAAGUUACAGGAUGUAGCAGAAUCACAGAAAAUGUCUGAAGAAAGUUUAGUUACAACAAAAACAACGGCAGAAUCCAAUCAUAUCCUAAUUGCUGAACACGAACAUUUAUUCCAAGAGCAAUCUAGUGUAGUUGAAAACUCUGAAAAAAGAAACCUAGCAUUACAUUUAGAAUCUUUUGAGUCUACUGAAUUGCAAACCCAGGCACCUCUUAAAAAUCACGGUGGCUCUAAUCCUAAUAACCCUUUGUCACAUAGUCCCCAUAAUCAUGAUUCAGCACACAACAACAUAGAAAGUGUACCUUCACAAAGUGAGCAGGGCUUGGAUACACUCCAUUUAAAUGCUGUGAAACAGAGAGAUCUGAAUGGUAUAAGACACAUUGACAGGGAAGAUGCUCUUCCAACUGAAAACAUGAAUCAUAUAGAAAAAUUAACUACAUCUGAAAAAGCAAGAGAUAGUAAGGAAAAAAGCAAAAAAGAUACUGAUGAUCAGAAAAAAACAGACUCCCAAAAUAUAAAUGAUAAAAAUGGUGUCAUGACAGAGGAAGUGGUGACUAGUAUUUUUACAAAAACUUCACAGUUUCUUGGAAGUUUGUUUAGUAAAAAUAAUAAUGGAGACUUUAGAAGAAAUUCUGAACACACAAUUCCUGUCCUAGACCCAAAUGAAAACAGGGAAGAUAUUAGGAUAAACCAGAUAAAGGUAGAAUUUAAUAACGUGCAAAGGAGAGAGGCUGAGUUAAAGGAAAAUGAAUCUGAACAAGAGAAAGACACAGUUCAGGCAGCAAAAGCUACAAGGAAAACAAGGAAAGAAAGCCAAAGAUUAAUUGAAGGGGACACAGAUAUAUCCAACCCAUUCAUUGCAUACCAACAGCUUUAUUCAAAAUUGUCUCAGGAAGUGAACCAACCUUUAAAGAGUCUAUGUGAAAAAAACAAACUCUUGGUGCUAGAACAACAGUUUAAAAAAGUUCAGCAUGAUAUCACUACUUUUACAUGUGAAGACAAUUUCAUGCAGAAGAAACAAGUGACUGCCUCUGUGGAAGAGGAACAUAAUCUGGACAUUGGCUAUGAGAAAUGUAUAAAGGAGAAAAUGAAUUUUCUUCCAGAGCUACAAGAUCUUCUAUCAGCCAUCAGAACAAAGUGUGAAGCCCAAAAUGCAGAAUCAGAUAUAUCUGAUGAGAGAAAAUUAUCAGACAAAGCUCCAAAAGAAGAUCAUCACAGGCAUACAGCUUUGUAUAAAGAACGUAACAGUGGCCAACAUUCAAAAGCAGUAACAAUUGCUCCAGUGAACACUCAGAAGAAAAUGUACAAUUCAGCGAAAAAUGUUCAGUUAGAUGCUAAAAAACCUUUAUCACAGAUCUUUUUUCUGAUUCAAAACUACAUUCCCAAUAAUGAAGAAGACUGGAUAUAUCAGAUUCUCCUGCAUUUUGAUGGUCUUGAUGUUGGUGACGUUGUAAAAUCUGUAUUUUCAGCAAUGGCAACUGUUAGCAAAAAGGUUGUGGCAGCGUUGCCUGAAGAUAUGAGACCUGGUCCUGAUCUUUAUGGUUUCCCAUGGGAAAUAGUGAUUUGUGCUGCAGUUGUUGGAGUUUUUACAGUCUUACUGUUUCUGUGUAGGAGUUAUCAAUCAGUUAGAAGCAGACUUUAUAUAGGAAGGGAAAAACAACUUGCCAGUAAAGUUGCUGAACUACUUGAAGAGAAAUGCGAAGUUCUUGAAAAACUUAGUCUCCACAAGAAAGAGUAUGAAGACUUAGAAUCAUCUCUAAAGGAUGCCAGUCUUCUGAAAGAGUCAACAAAUACAUCACAUAUUGAGGCAACCUGUGAAAAACUGAACAGGUCAAACACUGCACUCAAGGAUGAAAUAGAGAAUUUAGAAAAAGAGCUGGAAGAAGAGAAGUCAAAGCGAUCAGAACAGGAUGACUUGAUGGUGGAAAUACAGAGAAGAAUGGAGUCUUUAGAAAAUGAAGCAAAAUCUAUCCAGUCACAAGUGGCAGAAGCCAAGACCACAUUAAAAGUAUUUCACAUUAAUAAAGAGAGACUUGAAACCUCUGUCCAAGAUGCAAUACAGGAAAACUGUCAUCUUCAGGAAAGCGAGAAACAGCUUUUACAAGAAGCUGAAGGAUGGGGUGAACGAUUUAGUGAACUAAAUGAACAAACAAAAAUGUUUGAAUCGUCUAAAGCAGAUAUGGAGGAAGCUCUGAAAAACAAGGAAAGUCAAGUCAAGUCAUUGACAGAAUGUUUAUUGAAGAUGAAAGACUGGAGCAUAGCAAUAGGAGAAGACCACACUGAAGACAACCACUGGGAUGUUGAUAUAACAGAAAAUGGUGAGCUUUUAGAUGAUCAGCAAAAACGAACUAUAAAGAAGUUGAUCUAUGCUGCUAAGUUAAAUGCUUGUUUAAAAACCCUGGAAGCAGAAAGAAAUCAAGUAUAUUUAAAACUGGCAGAUGAAGAUAAAGCUAAAGAAGAACUUAAAGAACGGAUUGAAAACCUCCAAAGUGAGCAAGUCUCCUUGCAGUCUGAAAAUGCACAUUUUGAAAGUGAACUUCAGAAGCUUCAGCAAAAGCUUAAAGUAAUGACCGAGCUAUAUCAAGAAAAUGAAAUGAAACUACACAGGAAACUAACAGUAGAAGAGAGAGAACGGUUACAGAAAGAAGAAAAACUCUCUAAAGUAGACGAGAAAAUUAAUCAUGUUGCUGAAGAACUAAACAUUUACAGACAACGAGCAAAAGAUCUAGAAGAAGAGCUAGACAGAACCAUUCAUUCUUAUCAGAGUCAGAUUACGUCACAUGAGAAAAAAGCUCACGAUAACUGGCUGACAGCCCGGGCAGCGGAAAGACAUCUCAGUGAUCUGAGAAAAGAAAAUGCACACAACAGACAAAAAUUAACUGAAAUGGAAUUUAGAUUUGACCUUUUAGAAAAAGAUCCUCAUGCUCUUGAUGUUCCAGUUAGACCAUUUGGCAGAGAGCAUUCCCCAUAUGGACCCUCACCCAUGGGCCGGCCUUCAUCUGAAACAAGAGCUUUUCUUUCCCCGCCAACCUUAUUGGAGGGCCCUUUAAGACUUUCACCUAUGCUUCCAGGUGGUGGAGGAAGAGGAUCAAGAGGAGCAGGGAACCCUGCCAUGUAUGAAGCUGCUAAUGAAAGAGGAGAAUUGAGCUCUGAUAGGUUAUCUGAUCCCCACAGAGCACCUUCAGACACUGGGUCCCUAUCUCCUCCAUGGGAUAGAGAUCAUAGGAUAAUGCUCCCAUCAUCAGGUCAGCCAUAUAAUGAUCCGACUCUCCCCCCUCGAAGACAAGAAAGAUUUUAUUCUAAUCCUCCAAACUCAGGAAGACUUUCUGGACCAGCAGAACUACGAAGUUAUAACAUGCAGUCUUUUGAUAAAGCAGAUGGGCAAGCAUCUCCAGAAAAUAGUUUGAGGACAGAGCCAAGUGGAAAUGGAACUAAAGACCAUCCCAAUUUUAGUAAUUUCCUAAAUGUGUCUGAUCACUCACUUGCCUCUGGAAGUGAAGCAAUUGGAUCAGGGUUUGCCCCCCCACCUCUCCCUCCAGUGAGAGCUCCUCUGCUGCCAGUGGAUCCUAGAGGAGCUUUUAUUAGAAGAGGACCUCCUUUCCCACCUCCUCCUCCUAUUGGCAUGUAUGGACCUCGUGAAUAUUUUCCAAGGGAUUUUGCUGGUCUACCACAUCCUUCAGUGGCAAUGAGAAAUCCAUUUCCAGUGAGGCCUUUUUCUCAAUAUCCACCACAAAGAGCUGGAUCUUUUCCACCUCCUCCACCUUCACUUGAAAAUAGGAGUGAGCCUCCUGGGUUAAUUCAUCAAUCAAAUACUCCAGCUACAGGACAUCCAGAGCCACAGCAAGACACCUGAUGCUGUUGUCUGACAUCUUGGGGAUUAACCUGAUGUACUGUUUCUAUACCUGUAAGAUCUUCAGUUAAGUAACUUUUGUUACUUAAGGGAUUCUAUAUAAAUACUUUGCUCAAAUUGAAGCUUAAUAGAAUAAUUCUCAAGAUAGUGUUUUGUAAAUAAGGAUAAAUUAAAUGGUUUCUAUUGUACAGUAGUCAUUGUAAAUUAAGUAUUUUUAAUUUGAGUCACCUGUUCUGAAGGUGUACUAAACUAGAGUAACAUUAAGAACUGUCCAGCUAUUGUCUCAGCUGCAUAGGAAAACUCUGCAUGCAAAGAGUGGUGCUUGCUGUAGGAGUAAGACAAAAUGUGAAAAUAACAAAUGUUUGAAUAAAUAAAAUGCAGUCACUAAA